Carya illinoinensis is the source of this 1608-nucleotide messenger RNA. RefSeq names its product protein disulfide-isomerase 5-2-like. Bases 46 to 1359 code for a protein of 437 amino acids. Gene Ontology annotation, molecular function: protein disulfide isomerase activity. NCBI's taxonomy places the organism in Eukaryota, Viridiplantae, Streptophyta, Magnoliopsida, Fagales, Juglandaceae. Gene Ontology annotation, cellular component: endoplasmic reticulum. The record is from RefSeq and is a predicted model, not a curated record. Gene Ontology annotation, biological process: response to endoplasmic reticulum stress; protein folding. The transcript has 5 exons.
UAUGUCAGAUUCUUCAGAUCGCCGUCUUCGCCGUCGUAAUAAGACAUGACGAAUCGCGUUUCAACGAUGUUGUUGUGUUCGCUGGUGGCAAUAAUACCGUUAUUGUAUUCCGUUGAUGCGGAGCAGUCGCUGUCGGCGAAUGGGAAGGUAUUGGAACUGGACGAAUCGAACUUCGAUUUGGCCAUCUCUGCCUUCGACUUUAUCCUCGUCGACUUCUACGCCCCAUGGUGCGGCCACUGCAAGCGUCUCUCUCCCCAGUUGGAUGAAGCUGCCCCCACACUUUCCAGCUUGAAAGAACCCAUAGUCAUAGCAAAAGUAAAUGCUGACAAAUUUACCCGCCUGGCUCGUAAAUAUGAUAUUGAUGGUUUUCCCACCCUCAAAGUCUUUAUGCAUGGUGUUCCUGUGGAGUAUAAGGGGCCAAGGAAAGCAGAUUUACUUGUUCGUUAUCUGAAAAAAUUUGUCGCUCCUGAUGUUUCAGUUCUUGAUUCAGACUCUGCUAUUAGUAAUUUUGUUGAAGCAUCUGGCCCACACUUUCCUAUAUUUAUAGGCUUUGGCUUGAAUGAGUCAAUGAUAUCAAAGUUAGCGGAAAAGUAUAAGAAAAAAGCAUGGUUUUCUGUGGCAAAGGAUUUCUCUGAGGACAUCAUGGUAUCAUAUGAUUUUGACAAAGUUCCUGCUUUAGUUUCCCUUCAUCCAAGUUACAAUGAGCAGAGCAUCUUUUAUGGUCCAUUUGAAGUGGAAUUUUUGGAGGAUUUUAUCAAACAAAACUUGUUCCCUCUUGUCUUACCAAUCAACCAAGACACACUAAAGACACUGAAAGAUGAUGAGAGGAAAAUUGUCCUGACAUUUGUGGAGGAUGAGACAGAAGAGAGCUCAAAGAAAAUAAUCAAGUUAUUGAAGGCUGCUGCAUCUGCAAAUCGUGACUUAGUAUUCGGUUAUGUUGGCAUCAAACAGUGGGAAGACUUUACCGAAACAUUUGAGGCUAACAAAAAGACACCACUGCCAAAAAUGGUUAUAUGGGAUGGAGAUGAGGAGUACUUUUCGGUUAUUGGUUCCGAAAGGAUUGAUGAGGAGGAUCAGGCAACUCAAAUUUCACGAUUUCUUGAAGGAUAUAAGGAGGGAAAAACAAUUAAGAAACGAAUCAGUGGUCCAUCCUUUCUUGGUUUCAUCAAUUCAUUAAUCGGCAUCAGAACUGUGUACAUGAUUGUUUUUAUUGUUGCGGUUGUGAUGAUUAUCCAAACCAUCAAUAAAGAUGACGAGGAACCUCCUGGGGUUGGUACUCGAGAACAAGGGGAUAAUGCUUCCAGCUCUGUCUCCGAGGCUGAAAGCAAAGAAUACAGAUCUGGAGAGAAGGAAGAUUGAAUUAGGGAAUUCGAUGCCUUUCUAACUGACAAUUUAGUCGUGGAUAUGCUUAUAUACAAAUCUACAGCAUUGAGUAUUCUCGAAAAUAUCAGAGUCGAGGUUAUGUUACACUUGUAUGCUUUUGUAGAAAAUCUUAUUUAUAUGCAUACCUUGGUCAGUUCAUUUUUUCCAGACUUCUUAUUACGCAUUGUAAGUUUAAUUACUUAAUCAAUCUUAGAAGGAAAAGCAUCUUUCUCGCUUGGAAAGUAA